Messenger RNA from Sparassis crispa, 1500 nucleotides. RefSeq names its product Protein SKT5. The transcript is spliced from 3 exons. Lineage: Eukaryota; Fungi; Basidiomycota; Agaricomycetes; Polyporales; Sparassidaceae. The coding region runs from base 1 to 1500 and encodes 499 amino acids. Gene Ontology annotation, molecular function: protein binding. The record is from RefSeq and is a predicted model, not a curated record.
AUGUAUACCCAGACACAGUCCCGCCCACCAUCGACUUUUUCUCCCGACGCUGGUCUCCGCCGUCCUUCCCAGCUGGAAUUGAGAGCGGAAUCCCAGUACUCCCGCCCACCGUUCUCGUCCUCCCUCCCGCCCCCACCGCCCGACCAGUAUGAGGACGGGCCCUUCGACCCGCCCACACCGCCCGACGCGGACGACUUCUACACAUCCCAGGUCAACUUUCAAGAGCAACAGUACACGCCGUCCGUUACCACGCAGUCUCUGCGCGCGCCCUCACCCCCGCCAGGCCCCAUUCUCGACCACUCCCACCUCCGCCCGGGCAACCAGGCCGCCCUGCUUUCCCACGAGCGCACUCUCGAGCUCUACCGUGCCAACGCGAAGAAGACGCAGGACCCGGACCUCCAAUUCGAGUUCGCCGUCUUCAUGAUCGACGCCUCCAAGACGAUGCCCAUGCCCACCCCGACCCUGGGCAAUGUCAUGGACAUCGAGAAGGCCAUCCAGAAGCGCGAGGAUCUCGUGCGCGAGGCGACUUCCAUCCUCAAGCGUCUCGCAGACCGCGGACACAUGCCCUCCCAGUACUUCCUCGCCGACUGCUACGCCAACGGGAUCGGCACCCACAAGAACCGCCAGGACUUCGACCGCGCCUACCCCCUCUUCGUCCUCGCCGCCAAGCACGGCCACCCCGACGCCUCCUAUCGCGCCGGCACUUGCUGCGAGAACGGCUGGGGCUGCAGGCGCGAGUCCGCCAAGGCCGUCCAGUUCUACAAGAAGGCCUCCGCCUCGCUCCAUCCUGGCGCCAUGUACCGCCUCGGCAUCGCCGAGCUCAACGGCGAGCUCGGCUUCUCCAAGAGCCCGCGCGAGGGCGUCAAGUGGCUGAAGCGCUCCGCGGAGCACGCUACGGCCGAGUUCCCCCACGCGCUGCAUGAGCUCGCCCUGCUUCACGAGCGCGGCAUUGACAACGUGCUCUUUGCGGACAACGACUACGCGGCGGAGCUCCUUGCGCAGGCGGCGGAGCUCGGGUACGCCCCGAGCGCGUACCGUUUGGGCGAGUGCUACGAAUACGGCAAGAUGGGCUGCCCGCAGGACCCCGCGCUCUCAAUACACUACUACAACAUCGCGGCGCAGCAGGGUCACCGCGACGCGUGCUUCGCGCUCACAGCGUGGUACCUCGUCGGCUCGCCCGGGGUGCUCCCCCAGUCAGAUACGGAAGCAUUCUUGUGGGCGAAGAAGGCUGCAGACGCGGGGCUCGUCAAGGCGAUGUACGCCGUCGGGUACUUCCUCGAAGUGGGCAUCGGCACCGAGCCCGACUCUACAGAAGCGACGACGUGGUACAAAAAGGCUGCGGAGCAGGGCGACAAGCGCGCUGCAGCACGCUUGAGGACCGGCGCUCUGAGCAAACCCAUGCCUGGCGGUCCUGGUGCAGUCCUCCAUCGGGACAGCACCAGCAACAGCGACCUGUCCUCGGGAAAGGGUGCGAAGGACAAAGAUUGUAUCAUCAUGUAA